Molecule: messenger RNA, 4091 nt
Organism: Saccostrea cuccullata (small rock oyster)
Lineage: Eukaryota; Metazoa; Mollusca; Bivalvia; Ostreida; Ostreidae
Product: multiple C2 and transmembrane domain-containing protein 1-like
Exons: 20
Coding region: 1169-3895 (908 amino acids)
Biological process (GO): regulation of neurotransmitter secretion
Cellular component (GO): synaptic vesicle membrane
Molecular function (GO): calcium ion binding
Source: RefSeq, a predicted model, not a curated record
GACUGUCAAGAUUCAGUUACAUAGGUGUACUUACUGGGCAUUGUAAUUCCACAGGAAAUGAUGAGGAUGCUUGUGUAAUGAUUUUUUAAUUCAUUGUCUAUACUAACAAGUGACUGGACCACACCAUCAGAUAAAACAGGCUCAACUUGUAAUAGCGUUAAACCACUGAAUGGUCGCUUGAUUGUUGUAGGGGGAGAAAUCCAAUUGCUCGGUCUCUAUCUAAACUUAGAUAUGCAAUAUACGCUAAAAGGCCCAUAGUCCAGGGAGCAUUCACAAAGCUUCCACUUACCAGAGCCAAAUAAGUUCAGGUCCAGAUGAAUAGCUUGAUUGACUGGAAUAUAAAAAGGCUUGAGAAUUGACGUCUGCCAAAAGCUCGAAAAUUUGCAGACAGUGCUUUUCCGAGUGAUGGUAAUGGGAUAUUGCAUUGUGUCAAACAUUCGGUAAAUACAAGGAGUGAGACAGUUUUGGAAAUUCCAGAAAAUUGACACCUUAUUCAUGUCGAACUGUUCAUUUAGGAUGCGUUUUUUUAAAAACUACAUUCAUUAUGUGCUGAAAUUGGUUCAAUAUUGAUCAAUUAUUCAUUUGAAUUGGAUGCACUCAUGAAUUGUUAUUGGAAAGUUAUUGUUCUACAAUCUACAUCUUCCAUUAAGACGAGGGAAUGAGUUCUGUCGGGAUAUAAGUAUGUGAGAAACUUGUCGAAUGUUAUGUGAACAUAAGUUUGUUUUUAAAAUGUGAAGUGGAUGAUAUCCCUUAAUUUUUAUCAUUAUGUGCAUGGAUGCAAGUUUUCCUUAGAUAUUGAUUUCAAUGUGUGAUAAUUGUAAUUUUGACGGAUGUUAACAUUUUUUCCCCCACAAAAAUUAUAAAAAGCAGUGGAUAAUUGUCAUAUCAGUAGUACAAAAGGGAAUUCCAAUCAAUGAAGCUUUAAGGCUGCUAAUGUGAUAAUCAUUGGAGACUCAUACAAAAUUCAUUGUGGUACAUCAUUUUAUAAAGCUAUGUGUUUUUCAUCAGAACUUUUUCCACUGUUUGAAGUACUAGUCAACCCAGUUAUAAUGUGGUGAAGUAAAAUAAAUAAUAAACUGGAUGAGAUGUUUUUGAUCUGUGGAUAAUUUUGUUUAUGAGUGUUUAAUUGUCAAAUUUGGACCAGGUGGAAGUAUAAAUUUGUUUAAAGAUGGAGGAAGAUGGAACAGGAGAAAAUUUACAAGACUCCAUGCAGGAGAGGAGUGCAGAAUGUUGCGGCUCACCGAAGCAGUCCCCAAAAACAAAGCAGAAGAAAAAAACGAAGAGCUCGGAAGCUCUAGGAAGUGAAUCUCCACGGAAAAGGAAGGAGUCCAUAUUUACAAAACUUGGACACAAACUUCUGCAGUCCCAUAGAAAAACCUCCAGUGGUGAAGACCUGGAAGACAAUUUGUCAAGGUCAAUGGAAAGCUUGCAUAAGUUAUCAACAGAGGGCGGUAAUGAUGUUCAAAAUGGAGCGCGAUCAGCCUCCGAGGCUAGUAUAUUUUUGGGAAAGAAAUCGUCCAAUCAAAAUUUAUCAGCUUUUGAGGUGGAAAAUUCUGAGGAUGGAGAAGGAAGGGGUAGGUCUUCAAAUCAGAGAUCACCUAUGCUAGGGAUGACUGCAGGGGUUAAACGUGUGUCAUCUGAAACAUCAAUUAAAACCCAGGAUGUUUCUGCUAGUGGUUGGAAAAACAUGGAGGAGGUCAUCCCAGUUCUAUCACAGGAUUCAGAGUUCUUCUUGUUUGACAUGAAUGAAAGUGUUCAACAGGACUCCAAUAUCAGACAGCGAAGACAUGAGUUAAUGCAGCAUUCAUUCUUUCAUUUGGAGGUUUGGCUCAAGGAAGGAAAAGAUCUGGUAGUCCGAGAUAGUAGUGGUACCAGUGAUCCAUAUGUGAAGUUCAAAAUAGGUAGCAAACAUUAUUAUAAAAGUAGAACUGUGUUCAAAAACUUGAAUCCAAAAUGGGAUGAAAAGUUUACGAUUCCUAUUGAAGAUGUGUUUAAACCAGUGUGUGUGAAAUGUUACGAUUACGAUCGAGGAGUGUCCGACGAUCGCAUGGGAUCUGCAGAAUUAGACCUCUCAACGCUUGAAUUAAAUACUCCCACAGAACUGAAGCUAGAGCUGAAAGAAAAGAAAGAUGAGGGAUAUAUGGGAUACAUUCUGUUACAGUGUACCCUAAUACCCAAGUCCAGUGAAGAAAAGGAGUUUUUACUUAGUAAUGAGAUUUCACAAGAUCAAUUUCAUCAGUUUAAAGGAUCAACGUUACGCAAAUCACCCGGCACUCUCGAAUCUCAGGCACGGAAACUGAAGAUGCAGAUCUGGAGUGGAAUCGUGAAUAUCGUUUUAGUGGAGGGACACAAUCUCAUGGCCAUGGACGACAACGGUUUGAGUGACCCCUACGUCAAGUUCAGGCUGGGUCAGGAGAAAUACAAGAGUAAACACAAAUUAAAGACCCUGAACCCGAGGUGGUUAGAACAGUUCAGUCUGCGAAUCUUCGACGACCAGAGUAAGACUUUGGAGAUCAGUGUGUACGAUCACGACCUACGAUCUGAUGAUUUUAUGGGCAGAGCAACAAUUGAUCUGUCUGAAAUAGAGAAAGAAAAGACGCACACAAUCGUUAAGGAGCUGGAAGAUGGAGCGGGCACGAUCAAACUUUUAUUGACCAUCAGCGGGACACAGGGUGCGGAAACGAUCACCGAUCUCGUCAAUUACACGACCAACACGAAAGAGAGGGACGAUUUGUACCGGAGUUAUGGAAUCUUCAACUCCUCUAAGAACCUGAAGGAUAUUGGGUGGCUACAAGUGAAAGUGAUCAAGGCUCAGGGUCUAAUGGCAGCUGAUAUCGGGGGUAAGAGUGACCCAUUCUGUGUCCUAGAGCUGGUCAAUGCUCGUCUUCAGACCCAGACAGAAUACAAGACCCUCAACCCAGAGUGGAACAAGGUCUUCACAUUUAAUGUGAAGGACAUCCAUUCCGUGUUGGAGGUUACAGUGUAUGAUGAGGACAGAGACAAGAAAGCGGAAUUUCUCGGCAAAAUCGCCGUGCCUAUUCUUCAGAUGAAGAGAGGUAUAAGACGAUGGUAUGCCUUGAAGGACAAGAAAUUACUGGGCAGAUCAAAAGGAGCCAUUUUAUUAGAGAUGGAUUUCAUCUACAAUCCGGUGAAAGCUGCUGUCCGAACAGUCAAUCCCAGGGAAGAGAAAUACAUGCAACCAGAGCCGAAGUUCAAAAUUGCGCUGAUGAAAAGGAAUAUCAACAGAGUUUCGCAAAUCAUUUCAUCUAUCAUGGAGGUCGGUAGAUUCCUGCAGAGCUGUUUCGAAUGGGAAUCCAAGGCCCGGAGCAUUACUGCCUUCACAGUAUUCCUUAUCAUUACCUGGUUUUUCGAGCCCUACAUGUUACCUGUGACGUUACUCAUACUCUUCCUAAAGAAUUAUCUCAUCAAAUCCGCUAAAGAGGCCUUCUCUGUGGAGAACAAAGAGGAAGUGGUAAAUGUAGAUGAAGAGGACGAUGAUGAUGAAGAUGAGGCUUCUAAGGAUGAGAAAAAGAGUGUUCGAGAAAAGUUACAAGCAGCCCAAGAAGUUUGUUUACAAGUUCAGCAGGGGAUGGACAUGGUGGCUUCACUCGGGGAGAGGAUCAAAAAUACCUUUAACUGGACGGUGCCUUGGUUAUCCAUUCUAGCUGUGAUUGUGUUGUCUGUUCUUGUCGUGGUUCUAUACUACAUUCCAAUCCGCGUGCUCAUCUUAUUAUGGGGCAUCAACAAAUUUACGAAGAAGUUGAGGGCCCCUAAUGCAAUACCAAACAAUGAACUGCUGGACUUCCUGUCCCGAGUGCCUUCAGAUAGUGAAGUGAGUCAGUAUAGAGAGUUUGCUCCUGAUGUCCCAAACCUUGGCAAAAAGAAAAGAGCUUAAACAUCAAUUAGGAUUAAUUAAUUAUCUCAAGGUUGUGUUUUAUCUGGAAAUGUUUCUCGGUGACGUCAGGUGUAGCAUUGCUCCAAAAUUCAAUGAAGGAUCCAAAAUAUCAGUAGCUACAAAUGCUCUAAUCGAAGAGCUAAAACUAUUUUCAAAUUUAUUGUGACAUUUCAUAUUUUUUCAGGGUAAUUCGUUU